This is a messenger RNA of Rhineura floridana, 1875 nucleotides long. RefSeq names its product activator of basal transcription 1 (gene ABT1). Gene Ontology annotation, biological process: endonucleolytic cleavage in ITS1 to separate SSU-rRNA from 5.8S rRNA and LSU-rRNA from tricistronic rRNA transcript (SSU-rRNA, 5.8S rRNA, LSU-rRNA); small-subunit processome assembly; endonucleolytic cleavage to generate mature 5'-end of SSU-rRNA from (SSU-rRNA, 5.8S rRNA, LSU-rRNA). NCBI's taxonomy places the organism in Eukaryota, Metazoa, Chordata, Lepidosauria, Squamata, Rhineuridae. The transcript is spliced from 4 exons. Gene Ontology annotation, cellular component: nucleolus. The record is from RefSeq and is a predicted model, not a curated record. The coding region runs from base 247 to 972 and encodes 241 amino acids. Gene Ontology annotation, molecular function: RNA binding.
GAAUUGAUUUCCCGCUCCCCACCCAGCAAUUCAAAACAUAUAGAAGGUUUUCACCAUGAUAAAGGGUUUGAGUGCCCCCCCCGUGCUACACUGUGAAAGGCGGCUUUCAUUUUGACAGUUGUUGAGGAAGCAGCCAUUCAGCUGUACCCUCCCUCCUUUCCCACUGUUAGGAGUAAGAACUACGCUUGGACAGUUAACUAACGUGUAGAGCAGCAUCAGGUGACGCUAAAAAGUGAAGACUUUGUAAUGGGCAGUGAAGACGGAGAAGGGAUAGUGACACAGAAGAAGGAAGUAGAAAGUGAUGUUCAGUUGGAUCCCUCUAAUCAAGAUGGCACCAGAAAAAUUGUGCCUGGCAUUAUUUAUCUUGGUCACAUCCCUCCUCGCUUCCGGCCUAGGCAUGUCCGUAACUUGCUUAGUGUGCAUGGUGAAGUGGGACGUAUUUUCCUACAGCCUGAAGAGCGAUUUAUACGAAAGAAAAAGAAGAAAGCAGGUAGUAAUGCCAAGAACUUCACUGAAGGCUGGGUAGAAUUCCGGGAUAAGCGUGUAGCAAAGCUGGUAGCUGCCAGUUUGCACAAUACACCCAUGGGUGUCCGCAGGAAGAGCCAGUUCCAUUAUGAUCUGUGGAAUAUGAAGUAUCUGCACCGCUUCAAGUGGACUCACCUCAGUGAGCGGCUGGCGUAUGAGCGGCAGGUGCGGCAGCAGCGCAUGCGUGCUGAAGUUUCACAAGCCAAGCGUGAGACUAAUUUCUACCUGCAGAAUGUAGAGAAGAGCAAGCGCUUUUCAGAAAAAAGCAGCCGGGCAGAACAGGAGGAAAAGAGCUGGGGCUUUGUCCAGCGCCGUACUGAGGAGGAAAUCCAGACUAGCAAAGGGAACAAGCGUCUCAAACAGCAGCUGGCCCGAGCUGCUGAGAUCCAGCAGAAAUCCCAGUCAAACAGCGCUCUGCUAACCAAGAUCUUCAAUAUCCAGCACUAGUGCUGGCCAUGUGGAAUGCAGAACUUGCUGAUCCUGGUGAAGCUGUUGGCUGCUGGGUUUCUACAAGCCAAUCAGAUUAAAUCCAUCAUCAAAUAUACUGGGGGGCAGGGGGAGCUCAUUUUGCAUUGCCAAUUGCAUGGCACAUUUUAUAUACAUGCUGUGGAUGUAAAACUUCUUGAUCUUUCUGCUGUGGAGAACCUCUCUUUGGAGAACACUACAGCUUUGCCUGAACAGCUUGAGAGCUUUCCUCGAAUGGCAUGAGAGCUUUCCCCUGUGGGGAUUUGGCAGGAAUUAAUUCUUUUGUUUUUGUUCCCUUGGUGACUGGGUUUGGUGCUGGCUGCCCCAUCCUGCCAAUCUCUGAAUCAAGUUCAGAAGUUAAUCCACUAGAUUAUAUGUUCUAAAUUGGAUGACACUGUGGUGACGGGGAGCUGAACCCAACUAGAAUCUAGUUGCUAAUAUGAAUAAUGAACCUUGAUUCUCAUUUAGAAAUCAAGGGGGAAUAAAGGAACAGGCCAAACUCCCUUCUGUGGAACUUGAUACACUCUGUCAAACAUCCAAGACAUUUCAGUUCUCUGUCUCCAUUUGCAACACUGAUCCAAGGUGCUUUGAAAUGGGAAAUGUUAAAGCAGGAAUUCUUGGUGCCAUGGUGACAUUAAGGUGAUAACAUUGUUAAGUCAACCUACAUCAGUUGAUAUUUGAAACAAAUGUCUGGGGUAGGACUGCAAGGCUAAAAAGAUUGUGUUCCCAAGAAAUACUGAGUUGAGUGUAGGAUUGCUUGACCGUUUUAAGAUCUUGUCCAAAGAAUGUGGUCUAACACGACUAGAAUUAUUUCCAUCUGUUUCCGAGAGAGAAAACUGGCACUAAUUCUAAAUAAAAUACAAUAAAAUUUAAUUCUAACUGAAA